CUGCAUAAAUGGACUGGAUGAUAGUAUGGUAACUUCAGCAUCAGCCAUUAUAUAUAAUGUUUAGCACUUCAAUGAAAUUCAACGAAUCAUACUACUAGUAGAAGAAUGAGUUGUAUCGGUGUUUCAGAAAGUCCUCAAGGACGUAUUGGUCAGCUGCUGACCCAUAGUACAACGAUAUGAUAAAAACAACAGCAACCCUAAUAGUACACCGUACAAACAAGCAUAUUCUACCAAGCAUCCACCGCAACGCGCAUAUUCAGCAGUGCCCGAAGCAUGCAAAAGGGUACAUGCAUAGAACUUUCGCACGAGUCAUGCACGAUCAGAACAGCCCGAGACUGCGCCCGUUGCUCGUUACGAUAUGCAUACUUCUCCUGUAUGGGUCUUCUUUUCAAGUACUUCCCUUUCUGUGGCUAUUUUUUCCACCCCUGAGCUUUGCCCCGACGGUGCUAUCAUGUAGUUGAAAGGAUCUCCGUAUUCAACUUAAUACACCGC
Molecule: messenger RNA, 492 nt
Organism: Aspergillus vadensis CBS 113365
Lineage: Eukaryota; Fungi; Ascomycota; Eurotiomycetes; Eurotiales; Aspergillaceae
Exons: 1
Coding region: 177-461 (94 amino acids)
Source: RefSeq, a predicted model, not a curated record